GGGACACCUGCUCGUGCUGGGCAGGGCGGGGAUGCGCAGCCGCGGCCCCUUCUCCUCCGCUCCCCCUCCCCGCCCCACCCCUCCCUCCAUCCCUCACCGGCUCCCCGGCUCCCGCCCCGCCCGCCCGCCGCUCCGGGGGGGUCUCCGCCGCCGCCGCCGCCGGAAGGAGCCGCCAUUUGCUACCGCCGAACGCACGGGCCGAGCCGAGCCGGAUCCGGGAGUCGGAGCGGGACUGGGGCCGGGAGGACGACGAUGGGGGGCGGCCCCGCCGCAGGAGGGCCGGGGCGCAUAAGCCCCGGCGCCCGGCCGGCUCCGGACCCCGACCCGCGGGGCGCGACACCCUGAGCCCCCUCCCCGCCCCCUGCCCCUGCCCCUGCUCGGGCCAUGCCUGCCCACCCCGCCGUCCGCGGGCUAACGGCCCUCUCGGCCCCGCGAGCCCUGGUGCCCCGGCGGCGGCAGCAGUGAACAGCGCUUGCAGGCCGCGGAGACCCCGGCCCGGUCCUGCGCUCCCGCGCGCGCCCCCUUCCCGGCCUGCUCCUCGCCCUUCCCCCCGCCGCUCGGGAGCCCCCCUCGCUCGCCGCCCCCCGCCCCCCGGCGCCCGGACGAUGCUCAAGUCUCGGCUCCGCAUGUUCCUGAACGAGCUGAAGCUGCUGGUGCUGACGGGCGGGGGGCGGCCCCGGGCCGAGCCGCAGCCCCGGGGGGGCGGGGGAGGCGGCUGCGGCUGGGCGCCCUUCGCUGGCUGCUCCGCCCGGGACGGUGACGGCGACGAGGAGGAGUACUACGGGUCGGAGCCGCGGGCCCGGGGCCUGGCCGGCGACAAGGAACCGCGGGCCGGACCCCCGCCGCCGCCUGCGCCGCCGCCGCCGCCCCCAGGCGCGCUGGACGCCCUGUCGCUCAGCAGCAGCCUGGACAGUGGGCUCCGAACCCCCCAGUGCAGGAUCUGCUUCCAAGGCCCAGAGCAGGGGGAGCUCCUGAGCCCUUGCCGCUGUGACGGCUCGGUGCGUUGCACACACCAACCCUGCCUAAUCCGCUGGAUCAGUGAGAGGGGCUCCUGGAGCUGUGAGCUUUGCUACUUCAAGUACCAGGUCUUGGCGAUCAGCACCAAGAAUCCACUGCAGUGGCAGGCCAUCUCCCUGACCGUCAUCGAGAAGGUCCAGAUCGCUGCUAUCGUCCUGGGCUCCCUGUUCCUCGUCGCCAGCAUCUCCUGGCUCAUCUGGUCCUCACUCAGCCCUUCAGCCAAGUGGCAACGCCAGGACCUGCUCUUCCAGAUCUGCUAUGGCAUGUACGGCUUCAUGGAUGUUGUCUGCAUAGGUCUCAUCGUCCAUGAAGGCUCUUCUGUUUACCGCAUCUUCAAGCGCUGGCAGGCCGUGAACCAGCAGUGGAAGGUCUUGAACUAUGACAAGACCAAGGACGUGGGAGGAGACGCGGGGGGAGGGGCAGCAGGGAAGCCAGGCCCCAGGACCACACGGACCAGCCCCCCUGCUGGGGCCCCCAGCCGGCCUCCAGCUGCCCAGCGCAUGCGGACGCUCUUGCCUCAGCGCUGUGGUUACACAAUCCUGCAUCUCCUUGGACAGCUACGGCCACCAGAUGCCCGUUCCAGCUCUCAUUCUGGCCGAGAGGUUGUCAUGAGGGUCACCACAGUCUGACCUGGACUCCGGGCACGGGGAUCUUAAGUCAAUGCAUCAGCCAGAGGUGAGCCGCCCUGGCUGCUGGAGGUACGACCUAGACAACGCGUUGUUUGGGGCACGGUGACCCCACCAUUGAGGAUCUCUGUGGACAGCCUCGAGCUUGGAGACAUUGUCUGGCCUCUACCGUCCACAGGGUAGAGACCCCUGGGUGACAUUCCAGUUCCCACUGACACCACCUCAUACUCAUCUUGAGGAUGGCCAGCAGGCAAGCGGGGAGAACAACUUUUCCUCCUGGAGAGAACCAUCUUUACCUCAGCUUUAGGGCCUCCAGUCCCCUGGCUCCACCAUGGUGACUUGGUAAAGGGAGACCAAUGCCAGAAAAAAGGGGCUGUAGACCCCCAUUCCCCACCCCAUGGCCACAGGGCAUCUGGCAAUAAGACUAGUAAACAUUGACCUCGUUCCCUGCAUGAGAGCGGGGGACUUCCCCCUGCCCCGCCCCCACUGCAUGGGGGAAGGGCAUAAAGAAUCAUUUAUAUGCACGUGGAGACUCCUUUCUCAUCUGGGGCUCUUGUGAAGGGCUGGAGGGUGUGGGGAGGUCCCUCGGCUCGGGUCACAAGUCCCAGUGAUGCCUAUGGAGUUGGAAGAGGGACACCCGAUGGCUGCCGGACACCAGUGUACCCAGCGUGUCAGUGUGUCCAGUGUGUCCAGUGUGUCAGUGUGUCCAGUGUGUCAGUGUGCCCAGCGCACUGUCAGUGCUCGAGGUCGCCCGCCGAGGAGGGGUGGGCUUGCCACCUGUGAGUUUUACGGUUUAGAAAAAACAAAAUCUGAGCUCUUUUUACUUCCUGUCUACCUCACAGACUCGGGAUGAGGAUAAACGGGGAACAGGUUGAAUUUUAUGAGAAAGAAAACUGACAGGUGUAUAAAGAGUCCCAGACUAGCCGCCAGUGAUGACUUAAAACAGUAGGUGACAUAGCAAGGUCCGAAAUGUGGUUUCUGUCAGAAGUGGCACAGAACUUUGGUGUUUUGAGAGACAAAAAUAGAGAAACAAAAGAGGAAGUCUAUCCCGCAACUGUGCAGGACAGUGGCCGUUGUAGGACUGAGAACCCUUCUGACCCUCCAAACACCGGACCUGGGGGGCGCGUGGCUGGAGCUGCUCAGCCUGCCUGAGAGCAGUCCUUUCCUUCCGGGUGCUGUGCUCCCCCAGAGGAAUGGGGGAGAUGAGCAUGGACUCACGUAGGGCUGCUGGGACGGAGCCUUCUCCCUCAGUGUUAUGACUGGAACCCCAACUGAGAGUUUUCUACGGCAGUUCAGGAUCACAGGCUUGAUCAGGUGUGCCCGGCUAGUGGUGUUCCUAGGAGAUAGAGGCGCAAAAGAACCCUUCUUUAUUAUAGAAAGGAUUUGGGGAAUGUGGGUCUAAGGGCUGGGGGUGUGGGUCAGUGGUGGGCAUGUGGUCCCGGGGCUAACUCCCAUAGCCACCGAAAGAACGAUGUGGGUCAGCUCGAAGCUUGAUUCCUUCCCUCCUGAAGCCUGGAGGUUGGGUGUUAUAUGAAUGAUGGUUGUCUUUUUUAAGUGAACCAUUCAUGAGCAAUUAAAAAGUUCCUUCAUACAUUGCUAAAGUCA
Molecule: messenger RNA, 3248 nt
Organism: Apodemus sylvaticus (European woodmouse)
Lineage: Eukaryota; Metazoa; Chordata; Mammalia; Rodentia; Muridae
Gene: Marchf9
Product: membrane associated ring-CH-type finger 9
Exons: 4
Coding region: 606-1646 (346 amino acids)
Biological process (GO): protein ubiquitination
Molecular function (GO): zinc ion binding; ubiquitin-protein transferase activity
Source: RefSeq, a predicted model, not a curated record